Molecule: messenger RNA, 1319 nt
Organism: Capsaspora owczarzaki ATCC 30864
Lineage: Eukaryota; Filasterea; Ministeriida; Capsasporidae
Product: general transcription factor IIH
Exons: 8
Coding region: 23-1306 (427 amino acids)
Biological process (GO): regulation of transcription by RNA polymerase II; DNA-templated transcription; nucleotide-excision repair
Cellular component (GO): transcription factor TFIIH holo complex; transcription factor TFIIH core complex
Molecular function (GO): zinc ion binding
Source: RefSeq, a predicted model, not a curated record
UUUUCAUUUUCAAUAGAGAGCCAUGAGCCAGCUGCAGCGUCGCAGUGCGCAGGUCGCUGUCGACGAGGACGACGACAUGAACAACAAGGGCUACGUCUGGGAGCAGCAAUACGAGCGCACCUGGGACGUCCUGCAGGAGGACGCGCAGGGAUCGCUGCGGGCGUCUGUCGAGGAGCACGAGCGCGCCAAACGUCGCAGAUUCAAGACACAGGUUCAGGGUGUACGACGGGGCAUGAUGCGCCACUUGACCAUCAUCCUGGACAUGUCAAGCAGAAUGGACGAUCCAGACCUGAAACCCACUCGUCUCGAACACUCCAUCCGACUUUUGGAGCAGUUCGUCCCCGAGUUCUUCGAUCAAAACCCCAUCUCGCAGCUGAAUUUCAUCAUUUCGCGAGACGCCAAAGCUGAACGCAUUUCCGAGCUUGGAGGAAAUCCGGCCAAGCACUUAGAGUCCCUUCGGAAGAAAGCAAGUACGGCUGGAGAGAUUUCACUUCAAAAUUCGCUUGAACUCGCGCGCGAAUCGCUUCGGCUCAUGCCGUCACAUACCAGCAAAGAAGUGCUCAUCAUCAUGGGUGGCCUUGCGUCCUGCGAUCCUGGUGACAUUUUCCAGACCAUUUCACUGCUAGAGUUGGAUAACAUACAUUGCUCUGUGAUUGGCUUGUCGGCGGAAGUUCGCAUUUGCAAAUACCUGGCUGAAAAAACGAAAGGUGUGCACAAUGUGAUUAUUGACGAGAGUCAUUUCCGAGACAUGCUCUUCCAGCACAUUACACCUCCUCCUGCCUCUUCUCGAACCGAGGCUCUUUUAAUUCGAAUGGGCUUUCCCCGGCAAAAUCUGUCCAAGGCUGCUACAUUAUGCGCAUGUCACAAACUAUUCCGCGCUGGAGGCUAUAUUUGCCCACAGUGCAAAGCCAAGUGCUGCGAACUACCAACAACGUGCGCUGUUUGCGGACUGACACUCGUCUCGUCGCCGCAUCUGGCUCGCUCCUACCACCACCUGUUUCCUCUUGCGCCGUUCCGAGAGGUCCCACUUGCUCACCCACCUGCUGACGCGAAUGGACUGCUUGCUGGAUUGGUUGCAAACUCAACCACUCUCGCGUUGCACCCAAGCUGCCGCGGGUGCUCAAAGCCCACAGCCACGAUGCGCUCGGCAUUCCAGUGCCCAACAUGCUGCCACGUUUACUGCCUCGACUGUGAUAUUUUCAUCCAUGACACCCUUCACACGUGCCCUUCUUGUGUGGCGUUGCUUGACGGCAGUGCUGUCGCCAAUGGCGGCGAGUCUUCCUCGCAGGUUUCGUCCCAGCACUGAGAGCUCAAUAAAU